Molecule: messenger RNA, 330 nt
Organism: Emiliania huxleyi CCMP1516
Lineage: Eukaryota; Haptophyta; Isochrysidales; Noelaerhabdaceae
Exons: 4
Coding region: 1-330 (109 amino acids)
Source: RefSeq, a predicted model, not a curated record
AUGAUUCAAGGCCACAUCCUCCCUGCACGGGACUGGCGCGCACUGGCACUAACACAGGCGUCGGCGGAGGGCUGGGCGGCGGAGGUGGCGAGGGCCGAGGAGCUCUACGAGGAGCUGCGCGAGCGCGCGCCCCAGCACUGCCGCCGUGGCGGCAAGUGGGCGCGCGAGAGAAGCGUUCCCAAGGGGACGAUCCUGUGCCUCGGCAGGGUGCUCGACGCGCACGAUGAGCAGGACGACGCGGAGGGUGGGCGCCGGGAUUGGGAGGAGGACCCGCUCGGGUUCGACACCAACCCGAUGCUGCUCCGCGCCAUGUGCAUGGCGUUCGAGUGA